Messenger RNA from Rosa chinensis, 781 nucleotides. RefSeq names its product desmethyl-deoxy-podophyllotoxin synthase. Gene Ontology annotation, molecular function: iron ion binding; monooxygenase activity; oxidoreductase activity, acting on paired donors, with incorporation or reduction of molecular oxygen. Lineage: Eukaryota; Viridiplantae; Streptophyta; Magnoliopsida; Rosales; Rosaceae. The transcript has 2 exons. The record is from RefSeq and is a predicted model, not a curated record. The coding region runs from base 110 to 781 and encodes 223 amino acids.
AGCUGAUCAUGAUGAUGAAGAGGAGGAAGAUCUAGUCGACGUACUUCUAAAACUCCAGGAGUCAAGUAAUGAUUUCAAGUUGACAACUGGUCAAAUCAAAGAUGUCGUUAUGGAAAUCUUCGUGGCGGGGAGUGAGACAUCAGCUACAACCCUAGAAUGGGCGAUGUCGGAGUUGCUGAGAAACCCAAGAGUAAUGAAGAAGGCCCAAUCUGAGGUGCGACAAUCAGUACUCCUUACAAGUGAACGAAAGAAAUCAACAAUAGAAGAUACGACGUCUGACAAUGUUCAUCACAAAUUGGAUUACUUGAGAUCAAUUGUGAAAGAAACCCUGCGGUUGCACCCUCCUACUCCCUUGCUUUCAAGAGAAUCAAGGGAAAGAUGCGAAGUCGAUGGAUAUGAAUUACCUGCUAAGACGAAAGCAAUCAUCAAUGUAUGGGCACUGGCAAGAGAUCCAGAACAAUGGGGGGAUGAUGCUGAUUCCUUUAAGCCAGAGAGGUUCCUCCAUGACUCUAUGACUGCCAAAAUCGACUUCAGAGGGAAUAACUUUGAGCUCUUACCCUUUGGGGCCGGUCGAAGAAUAUGUCCGGGCAUGUCAUUUGCCAAUGCAGUGAUUGAGCCAACUCUUUUCCAAUUGCUCUACCGCUUUGAUUGGGAACUGGCUGAUGGGAUAAAACCAGAUGAACUAGACAUGACUGAGAGUUGGGGAGCAACAUGCAGGAAAAGGGAUGAUUUGUACGUCAUUGCCACCCCUCAUUUCCUUGAUUCAAUGACCAAGUCCUAG